UGUGCACCGGUCGGCACAUGGGGUGAUCGAGGAAGAAGCCUGCAUACACACAUCGACGCGCUAUAUAGGUCUAUAACGAAUACAAUCACAUCCAUCCAUUCUCCUCAACUUACACAUUUUCUUCCUCACCGUUUGACAAAAGCCAAAUUAUGCGAAGACCUUUAUCACCUGUAGGCCCUAAUGUAAAGGUAUUACGUAACAGAGUAUCCUUUCAGCGCUACUGGCCUACAGGGAAUAUGGAAACAAAUACAAACACACGGAUAAAGGUAGGCACCUUUCCCUAAAUUAGUAUUUGCCUACACCGCAGGCCUACCUGUACGUGUGUUUUUGUUUACAAAUAAAUGUCUGUGAAUCAGUCAUCGGAGUUGUCGGCUUUGAUCAAAACACGAUAGGCCUGUACAGCCAGGCUUAUCAGAUUUAUUUGACUGUUAGGUUCAUUUUGUAAAAGCGUAUCAAACUGACACACAAAAACUUGUAUGUGAGGGUUGACCCGUGGGGUAGUGAUCAAGACCUGUUAGGGAAGUGGGGCUUUCGACGAAAGCUUGGAACGGGUUCGCGGACUUCAGAGAGUUUGAACGCAGGUACCGGCCCUCACAAAGAAAGGUAGGGCAUAUGCCGUGCAUGCACACUACAAACAGCUCUGGAUGGAUAAACACCAAAGAUUUGUUUCUACCAUUCGGUGCUGGGGAAGACAAGAGCCCAGUUUGGCUGACUGUGUGCGAGCACUGGGCAAGCGAGCAAUUUAGGCGAGUCUGAUCAGAUCGUUACGCUUCAGUAGUUCCAUACAAGCAGCGGCGAUCUUAGCGCCAUACUUAUAGCAUCACCAGUAUGCAUCGGACUGGCUGAUCGGUUGUGAAGAGAAACUUGGGAGGCGUCCCGCGUAGUCAAGGAAGUUUUAGAGCGAGUUGGCACAGCUCACGCUAGGACACAGCGCCAGGAGCUCCCCAAGAGACAAACAAGCUUACAUUUGAGUCGAGGGAUACAGGACAUCGUUGAACGGAUGUAACGGCACUGAUGGCAUUGUAAGACUUGUAAUUGUAAAGAAGACAGGAGAAGGACGGUGGACUUGUUUUUGAAGUGGGAAUGUGUCUUGCCGUCGCCAUGUUUGCUAUGAUGUGAUGCAUGCUGGGCCCCGCAUCACGCAUGCUCCAGGCGACACAGUGAGAGAAGCAAAGCGCCGCACACGGGACGAUGUCGCGCCGUAAGCAGGCCAACCCCAAACCCCUCAAAGUUGAUGAAGAGAGGGCAGGCCAAGAGAGUGGAGUCAAGGGGGACAACUCUGAACAAGUGCCAAUGAAGGUGGAUAACACAUCACAAGAGAAUGGGCUUUACAACGAUGAUUAUGAAGAUGAUGAGAGACCACUGGUCAUCGACACUUCUGUAGGCAAUGGCAUGGAUGAUGACCCCACUCCUGAGGAGGCAGCUGAUAAUGGGGACAACGAAAAUGCACACAGUAUUAAUCUGAACCACAACGAAUCUGAACAGACGUCAAAGGAGACCAGUAUGGUCAACACCCUAAACUCAAACGAACAGUCUGCUCCUGUGACUUACCAGGAGAACCACCGGUCACCAUGCUGGAGUACGGUGCCCUCGUCUCCUGGUACUGGCAACACCCCACCAACCUGUAGCUCUCCGUCCAGUGUAAAGCCAGCACCCGGGAGACGGGCCAAGAAACCUGGGGUGCUCAACACUUCACCCGGCUCCCAAAACUGUGAGAGGAAGUUUGACUGCCCUGUGUGUCCUCUGACAUUUGGCUCAUCUCAUGAGCUCACAAAACACAUCCGUUCCCACAACUCAGUGGUGACUGGCACGACCAACAACAACACGUGCACUAUAUGUGGGAAAGUGCUUAGUUCUCAGAGCUCACUUGACAGACAUAUGCUGGUCCAUUCAGGAGAGAGGCCUUUUAAGUGUAAAGUAUGCAAAAUGGCGUUCACGACCAAUGGGAAUAUGCACCGACAUAUGCGUAUCCAUGGCAAAGAUGGGGAGCUGGCGUCCAAUGAAAUACGCAUUGGGUCUGGACGUAAAGCCCGCGCUAACAAGAACACUCCGUCUAAAGGAGAACUGAACGUGCCCAGCAUGGUGGGCCUCCACACGCUUCUUCCCUUCUCGCAGAUGAACUCAAGAACCUAUGUGGAUAGAUGUCAAGUCACGAGGAAGGAGGCGCCCUCUGGUGGUCACAGAGAGAAAAGACAGUUGGAAGAUUCGGAGGAGACAGGCCAUGAGAGUAAACGGAGACUGUCCUAUAACUCCGACCUACGUAUGGGCUCUCCUUCUUCCAGUCAGUCCAUGGAUGACUUGGUGUGUCAGGAGAGUCUUCAGCAAGAUUCUGACAAAAUGGAAGAGGCCUUGAAUGCUGAUGGUGAUCCCUUACAUUGCCCUAUUUGUGGGAAAUCCUUCCUCUGUAAAUACGGCAUGCAGAGUCACCUGGAGACCCACACUAGCUACACGCUGCGCUGUCACACCUGUAGUCUGUCAUUCCGCACCCAAAAUGGAUUGCAGAUGCACAAGCUAAUUGUCCACUCUAACAACAAUGACAAUGCUCAGGCACGUGUCUCACCUGUCAGCAGCACCAAUGGGGAGGAGGAAGUGGCUGUUGGAUUUCACGAUUUGAAUUUUAUGGAAUUCUCCAUCAGCAAGUUCUCAUUGGCCGCUAAAGCAUUUUGUGAGAAAAGCCCGCGGCAGGCCAGCAGCGCUUACCACCACUUUUCCUGUAAAGAUUGCACCAAAACAUUUCCUUGUAAAGGCGCCUUGAAGCUCCACGAGUGUGGUCAUAUUCCGGAGAAGAUGGCUUCAUGCCCGAUUUGUCAGUGCGACUUUGAAAACGCCCAGAAACUGCAUCUUCACAUGAUUAAACACCUGUCGGAUAAAGCCUUAGCAGAGUGUCGAGAAAAGGCAGACCUGAACAGCUCCAUGGGGCAAGAUAGUUUUAUAAAACAUAGUUUUUUAGCCUACUUAGACUUAAAAUCAACAGACGAUCUAUCGGACCAAGGGGAGGCAAUUUCUAACAUCGAGAAAAUGCAGAAUGACGAGUAUUUUGCCAAAUUAGGGCAAGUGUAUUCAGCGAAAAUGGCUGAAGAAAAACCAAUGAAGCAGUCAGUGAAAAAGCUUGCAGACUGUCCUAAGAAAAGUGCUGAGUCUUUCUCUGCAGUGUCUGACAUGAAUGGAGAGCACUCACUGUCCCCCAGUCAUUCUCAGUUCCCACUAUCUGGGGCACGUGUUGGGGCCUCUGGAUCCCCCAUGAUGCCAGGGUCCAUGAACUACCCUAGCUCCAUCCCCGCCCGUAGCCCAAUGGUGGGGCAAAUUGUAAGUACCUCUGGCUCCUCCCAUGUUAGAAUGUUGCCUGGCCUGAGUAUGCUGCAUGCUGUCUCGCUUGGUGGCCCACCGGAUUGCCCUUCCCCCACGGUCGCAUCACCCCUCACGGACGAGGACAGCGGUGGGGGUGGGGGUGAGCUCCUAACGCAUGACAAAUCCACAUCUAAAGGCAUGUUUGUCUGCAAGUACUGUGAUAAGAGUUUUACAAAUUACAGAGCUUUAAAAGGUCAUACAAGAACCCAUCUAGGACUGUCCCCGUACAAAUGCAACCUCUGCAGUUACUCCAGCGCCGACAAGAGCACUCUUAUACGACACCUGCGAACUCACAACGGAGAGCGUCCAUUUCAGUGUUUGAUAUGUGACUUUGCCUUCACCACCAAAGCCAACUGUGAACGACAUGUCAGGAAAAAGCAUGCAAAAAUCAGCAAAGAAGAUAUUGAAAAAUCUAUUGGCUACAACAAGUUUGUUUCUGCCGAUUCAGCGAAAAAGCUGGAUGCUACCAAUUUCCAUUCUCCAGACACAAUCUGUAAAUACUGCGGUGUGGACUUCAAGUUUUUCCGUGCGCUCAAACACCAUCUGCGCUCCCACAGCAGUUGUCGUCAGAAGCCCUUUUUGUGCCAGAAGUGCAGCAUCGGCUUCUCCACGAAGGCGAACUGUGUGCGCCACAUUCAGAAACAGCACCUGGAUGUUCCCCAGAAUCUCAUUGAGGGCUUCAUUCAUGUGAACGAGCCCGCUGGCAUUCUUGGACUCCUGGACAAGGACGGUGAGCAACUCUCCGAUGCCUCCAUGGAAAAUUCUUUUGGCAGUGCUUGUUCGAGCCCCAGCCUGAGCAUGAUGAGGUUUGGGUCCACCCCUACACCCCAGAACGGCGUGGCACUGUUGAGCUCCACCCCCUCUCCACGUCCCGCCCACUCUACACCCAUUCGCUCUCUUCCAUCCAAUCAUCCUACAACUAUGCCAUUAACAGUUAAGACUGAGCCAGUUCCCCUGACUAAUGAAGAUGUGCCUUUAGACUUCAGUAUGAAGCCGGAUAAAGCUGUGAUGAGAAAACCAAGCCCUAAACCUCUGCUACAGACAAAGGUUGAAGUGACCUCUGUCACAGCUGAUGACCUCCCUAUGGAUCUCUCUGUGAAGAAGGAGCCAGUGACUAAAACAGAAACAAGUGUGACUUUACCUAAGGCCCGGCCCCAAGCAGGACUGACCAAUCAGGCCCAGUGUCAGUACUGUCCUCAGGUUUUCAGGUCACACCUUGCUCUGGAGAAACAUAUCCAAAUUCAGCACUUCCUGGCUAAGGGUCAUUCAUCCCGCCUGAACAAGUCCUGUACGUCCAUCUCUGCACCUUUGCCAAGCUCCCGCUCUGGCAGUGCUGGAUCAGGGUCUGACUGCGAAUUGGCUUCCAUUCACAAAAUGAUGGACGUUACUGAUCCUCACCAGUUCAAAGCUUUCUUCCAAGUACCAGACAACCUAGACCACUCUCCUAUUAAAAUACUCUCAAGAACAUUUGAUAAAAAAACUCCUAAUGCUGAAAGCAAAAAAGCCCUAGAAAAUAAACAAUCUCCUUCUGAAAGUGUGGAUGAAAACUGCAACAAAAAAUCCUCCUCGGCUGAAGAACUGCUGCACUCAGGGGAGACUACUCCGACUGGCCAAGCACCGUUUUCCUUCAAUGAUGAUGAGUUUGGGAAUGACAGCCUGGACAAUGUGCCUGAAGAACAUAUCAAUGAAGUGACAGAAGGUCACUCUCUGGAUGGUUUUGCUGAAGGCCUGAAAAUUGAUGGUGAAGUCGGACAGAAGAAAAAAAGAAAUUCUUACGCCGACUCUCCGCACAAACUCCACUGUCCCUACUGCUCGCGAACCUUCCCAUGGGUUAGCUCUCUUACCAGACAUCUGCUCACGCAUACAGGACAAAAGCCUUUUAAAUGCCCAAGAUGCCCAGUGACGUUUUCGACGAAGUCAAAUCGCGAACGCCACCUUAUUCGCAAGCAUGGGGUGAACAUGCUAGACCCUGCCUCACGACAAACCAUGGAUCGUCCGUUCAAAUGCCACCUCUGCAUCUUCAGUUCAUUCUCUACCAAAAGUCCUUUAUGUUCAUCUCUAGGUAACUUGCUGAAGCAUUACCAUGAACGCCAUCCAGGGUGUAACGUUCCAGAAACGAUCCUCCGUGGAGAACACAACCUGGAUGCCAAUGACCUUGACAUGAGUGAAGACUAUGAAGGUCAGAUGAUGGAAACUUCCAUGGAUUUACCCUCUGAGCCUGAAACUGAGGAGAACUACAAGCCCACUGAAGAGGAUCUAGCUAAGAUUGAGCUCGUAAUGCAUGAAGAAGGUGAGAAGAUGCCCGCCCCACAAUCUAACAGGCCUCUGAACCCAGAGAGAGACAACUACAACGUCGACAAAAUCACUGAAUGCUGGAAAUGUUCUGCUAAGUUCUCGUCACGAAAACUGCUGGUGCGACACUUGAAGGAACACAACAUCGACUUCCCUUUCAAAUGUUAUCUCUGUGACGCCUCUUUUGAAACCCGCAAAGAGUGUCUGCAUCAUCAGGAGCGCGUGCACUGCGAGGACUGGCCACAACUACGUGAGAAGAACAGGGUGGAUGAUAUUGAGGGCUUCUCAGAAGCGAUGGAAGAGCUUGUGGCCAAGAAUUACAGGGGUGGCGACCCAGAGACCAAUGACAUGUCCGAUGUGGUUGCCGGGGAGGAAGCAGCCAUUGAUGCGGCAACCUCUGAUUACAUACAGCGUAAAGUCUACUGCUCGCUUUGCCCUAAAAGGUUCUGGUCCCUGCAAGAUCUGCGCAGACACAUGCGUUCACACACAGGUGAAAAGCCCUUUGAGUGUGACAUGUGUCAAAAGAGAUUCACUCUGAAACAUAGUAUGAUGCGUCAUCGCAAAAAGCACUUCGAAAUGCCAGAAUCCAUGAGUGCCAGCGAUGACGAAGAUUCAGUUCACAACGAAGACACAGUUAUCAAAGGUGGAGAGAAAAAGAACCUGGUUAUUGAGAGUGUCCUAAAUAGACUGCGCAACCACCAGGAGCAGACAAUUCCAGCCACACAGCACAGAGACAAGAAGACAUUCAACGGGGACAUGUUCUUGAAGAAAAAGCUGAAUUACCUUCAGGACAGGAAGUCCCCUUUGAGCAGCGUGACUGGGCGGGAGGGGACGGGAGGCAGGUCCCAGGAUAUUCUACAGAGUUUGCUGGGGGUGGAGGACUCGGCCAUUGACGAGAUGCUUGAGUCAGCAGAUUCUGCAGCAGAGAGACUCGGAGUCAAAUAAUGCAGCACAGAAAGAGUGCAAAUGGUCAAGAGAAAGGGUCAGAUAAUGCAGCAAAGAAAAGGUCAAAUAGUGCAGCACAGAAAGAGUGAAAAUGGUCAAGAGAAAGGGUCAGAUAAUGCAGCAAAGAAAACGUCAAAUAAUGCAGCAAAGAAAAGGUCAAAUAAUGCAGCAAAGAAAAGGUCAAAUUAUGCAGCAAAGAAAAGGUCAAAUAAUGUAGCAAAGAAAAGGUUGAAUAAUGAGGUACGGAAAGAGUAAAAUGCAGAAGAGAAACGGUCCAAUAAUGCAGCAGAGAAAGAGUGGUGGAUUGAAAUAUAAGAUUGACUGACUUGAUAUUUAGCCUGGCCAAGUAGAAUGAUGGAUAGUGCUGAUGUUCAGCUAUAGUUUCAGAAGCAUCAAACAAGCAUGUUUAAUAUUGUCAGACUAAUUUAGUAGAGACUGAUUCAAAAGUCUGUUUGUUCAGCGAAACUGCCAGGGUUAGGAGAGAAGAGACCUGUGUAUCGAUCUGAGACUGGUUGAGUUACAAGACACUGGUGUAAAAUAGGAGGUGUAACAUGGGAUUAGACAGUUCGAACAAACAGUGGUAUCUCACCAGUAUCAGAGGCAAUGUUUAUACAGUGUUUUAUAGUCUGGCUAACCUGCGAAUGGUCGUGGGCCCGUUUUCCUCCCACCAUAAUGCUGGCCGCCGUGGUAUAAGUGAGUAUAUGCUUGAGUAAAGCGUAAAACACCAAUCAGACUAGAUAUAGUCAGGCUGGAGUGAAUGUUUGGUUCCUUAUGCUAAGGCAUGACAGAUUAUGGAAGUUAGGGACAUAAAGUUAGAGUGGAAGCGUGUGGGAGUUGCUGGAAUAUGAAGAAUUUAUUCAGAUUAUGAUGUAAAAGUGGUAGAUUCUCUGUUAUCAUCGUGUGGUCGCCAUCCUUUCGCCGUGGAUUGUAUGAAGUCUGCACAUGAAAACUUUUUUUGUAAUAUUGCACAAAGAAGUCUAUCAUGAAUCCUCUCUCAGGCACCAAAGACAACAAUACAGAAUAUGCAAAUUCUCUAUAGAUCUACUUUGAUUCACACAGUAGCAUUGUGGUCAUUAUAUCUUCAGAAAUGUUUUUUUUGUCUUCACUAAUAGCUAUUUUUGUAUGUAAACUCACUUGGAUUUUGUCCUCACAUUCCAAAGUAAUCUAUGCAUAAUUUAUGUGAUAAAUUAAAAAAGUUUUUGAGGCUAGUUAUUAGAAAACAAUGCACAUGUUAGUGAUGCGACUAAGAUGGUGUGGGUGUGAACCAAAGAUGACAACUGAUUUCCCUGAUAUCCCAAGAGUAUACAACAUUUGUUGGUUUUCAGUUAUGUGAUAUCAUCAUGUCUUAUGCAAAAAAAUUUUACUAUGUUGCUGUCUCCGAAGUGAAAAUUGAAAUAUGGAUAUGUGAUUUUCUUAUUUACAAGGUAUGCAUACAUAUACAAAGGAUUUUGAAAUAAUUUUAGUUGGCUUUUGUAUACAUUUAGCGAGUUGAUUAGCUUUAAUGUGAAGUCUUCGGAGCUAUAUUGUAAUGUUUUGUACAUGUACAUAUUGGUUACAUUAUUUAGAGUGUUUGAAAGACGUUUAAGCAGAUUGAAAACUGUCUUACAUGUGGUUAACCCCUGUGGAAGGAUGACCAGAAUAUGACAGGUUUAAUUCUGAUUUGUUUUCGGAGAUCCCUAUCAAAUGAGGUAUGUAGGAGAUGCAUAUUUAUAGAAUUUCUUCUAUGCUUUUCAAUUCAACUUCCAAGAUGUUGGUUGGAAAACUUGUACAUAAUUGUUUGUGUAGACAUGGUUUGAUGUUUCAACAGUAUUGCAUCAUCAGCAAUCAGGGCUUUCCCAGGUAUGAGCUGAUUGUUGUCAAGCACUAAAUUUAAGAUGCAGACUUCUAUCAACACAUCACAGUGUUUUAUUAUAUGUCAUUCUCAGAGUUGUAAAUAUUCAUUUGGUUUUUUUACUUGUUGGAAAUUGGAAUAGGCAUAUUUUUAAUAUAUUUUUCUAUCAGGCUGAUAAACCAAUGACAAAAUCUUAAUAAGAACCUAAAGCUGAUUGGCUGUGAUUAACAUGUUUUCAUUGGUCAAGGAGAGGAAAUAAUGGAUUGGAUAUGCUAAUUAGAGGUUUCAAUAUCGAAAGUGUGAAUCUGAUUCGUCUAUAGUCACUUUACACCAUAGGAAGUGCUAAUAAAGUAAGCAAAUUGUACACAUUAUUUUUGUUGUAUAUAGAAAGCUUCAUCGUUGUACUGUUUAACUUAUUACCAUGUGUUUCUUUUGAUAUACAUUUGUGUGAGAGAUGUUAACUUUAGAAGGCACAUAUUUGCCGUUUGGAGAAAAUACUAUUUAGUUUAAACUUCUCCUCUCUCCCAACUUUAACUGUACAUAAAACCCUGGACUGUCUGGAUCUGUUUGACCAUUCAAUCACAACCAACUGCUGUACUUUGGUUCUGCAGACUUGUAUGGUUAACUUUUGCUCCUUUGUAUCAUUUUUCAUAUUUUCUAAUGUGAUGUGUAUUUAUGGAAAACAUGUGUCUCUACCCAGAAUAAUUUACCUCCUGCUGUAAUAGACGCUUUAUGUUUGUAGCCAAUGAGUGAUUAGAAAUUGUUGCCAGUUGUUCUGGCUUCAAAAUGUGAUUAUCAUGCAGUAUAUAACGAUUACAUUUCAGUAUAAGCACUAUUUACAUAUCAGUAUAUCAAUCGAUACAUAGUUAUGUGUUGAUAUCAUCGCUACCUCUUCAGAGACAUUUUACUCCGGUCCACGAAUCACGUAGUAUAGAUUUUUUGGCCUUCAAACCAAGCAGUGGUUUGUAUGUAUAGACAUUGUUGGCUUUCAAACGAAGCAGUUGCCUGUUUGUAUAGACAUUGUUGGCUUUCAAACCAAGCAGUGGCCUUUAUGUUUGGGCACUGUUGGCUUUCAAACCAAGCUGUGGCGGAAUCAAGCAGUAGAGUUCAGUUUACUUGAAAAUCAAGCAAUUCAUGAAUACCACGUGUGUUGGCUUGCAAAUCAAGCAGUGCCUUUCAUGUGUCGUCACUUAGGGACUACAGGUCUCAAAUUUGUAAUUUGUCUGAAUGACCAUUUAUUUGUAAUUGUGCUGGAUACGCAGCCAUUGUUAUUGGGUGGACUGAUUUGAGGCUAGAUGAGAUAAUUGCAGGUAGGGCCACAACCUCAAUUAUUAAUGAAGUUCAUCUUUCUAGAACGGUUUGAAUGUACACAGCGUCAUAUUAUUAUUAUUAUCCAGCGCUUUAUUGUUUCCAUGGAAAACUUGGGUGUAAAUGUUUUGCUACUGGUAUUGAGCUGGACAGAUCUUGAUGCUGCACUAUAGAAUUAUAUGUUUAUUUUUGCAUCCUGUGUUUGGCAAAUUUAGUCGUAAACGUUUUAAAUAGAAAGAGAAGAGAAAGGUAGAGUACUUCAGUUUGUUUUCAAAUAGACAUAUACAACUGAGAAGCAUAUUAAUCUUUCAUACAUAGUUUAUACAAUUUUUUUUCAUGUCGAAUGAUAACACUAUGAAUAAUAGGUUUACAAGAAAGAUUCGGAAAAUUUAUAUUUCUAUAAUGUACUUAAUUAUGAAUGAUAUAUAUUGUGGAUGAAGUUUUGUUCCAAAUCUUAUUUGUGAAUUUGUUUUAUUUUUCUGCAUAAUAUUACAUAAAAGAAAGGCUGAUAUGAUUUGGUUUGUUCUCUAUGGUUUCUUUUUUUUGGUGUAUAGCUAUAGUUGAGUAUUUACUCGAAACGAAGGAUAUAGUAUUAUAACUUGUGAAUGUGUGCAUUUCAUUUUCCAUUUGUAUGUAAUGUGCGUACGUGUUUGUAGUGUGUUUUCCAUUUCUCGUCAAUCACUGCUGAUGAAUGUUGUGUUUUAUAUAAGUACAGCUUUUUGAACUGGCUGGAUUAGACCAAUAAAAAUAUCACAGGCCUUUUAGAUGCUUGUAAUUACAGAAUUUUCAGAGUCUCUGCUUAUACAGGGUGUCCCAGAAGUCGCGCACCAUCCUGAUUUUCAUUUUUUUCCUGUU
Messenger RNA from Liolophura sinensis, 10579 nucleotides. RefSeq names its product ras-responsive element-binding protein 1-like. NCBI's taxonomy places the organism in Eukaryota, Metazoa, Mollusca, Polyplacophora, Chitonida, Chitonidae. Gene Ontology annotation, biological process: regulation of transcription by RNA polymerase II. The transcript has 17 exons. Gene Ontology annotation, cellular component: nucleus. The record is from RefSeq and is a predicted model, not a curated record. Bases 1192 to 6585 code for a protein of 1797 amino acids. Gene Ontology annotation, molecular function: DNA-binding transcription activator activity, RNA polymerase II-specific; RNA polymerase II cis-regulatory region sequence-specific DNA binding.